CGUCGUUUCCGUCAUAAAUUCACGGCGAUGGCUGGUUUGUGAUUAUAGCUGAUGGAUAUAAAUCAAGUCUAUCACUCGGGAAUCUUGAGAGCAUCUCAUCUUACACGUUACUGCAACAUCUCUUUCUCCCUGCAUUGCCAGACUUCUGUUCCUCCCUGAAAUAGAGAAAGUGUUGUUGUAGAAUAUCUUUUUAAAAUGCUGUCUCAAAUCUUGGUAUUCUUUUACCUCUUAGCCUGCUCAAUAUUCGGCGUGCAAGCUAUGCCAAAGGAAGCGCAUUACCUUCGCAGACACGGCUAUCUCUACGCUCGAAUUCCAGUUCCCAGCCUGCGCCUACCCCGUUGGUCCCGGAUGAACGAAGAGGUGCAGAAUCCAAACAGCUGGCCAGACAGCCGACUUGAAGAAGGUUUAGCACACACAAAUGCCUAUGUUGCCGAAAACCAGUUUCUGGAAGAUGAUAUGGAAUUAUACAGAUUGUAUGACGAGCUCGCGACUCCCUUCUAGGCGUGGAGAUGCCUCAGUAAUGGGAAAGCGUGCUGGGUAUUUGGUGUAAUUAUUCUCACUUAUUGGUUGCAAUUUGGAAUUCAUAUCAAAUUUUGCAAAUUUUCAGACAUGGCGUGCAACACCAUUUUUACAAAGAAUAAGGAAAAUUUUUAACCCCAUUGCC
This is a messenger RNA of Trichoderma asperellum CBS 433.97, 664 nucleotides long. RefSeq lists its product as uncharacterized. The record is from RefSeq and is a predicted model, not a curated record. Lineage: Eukaryota; Fungi; Ascomycota; Sordariomycetes; Hypocreales; Hypocreaceae.